AUGAAGGCCACAGCAGACAGAUUCCCCUUGAGGCAUAUCAGCGCGUCCGAUCCAGAACAGGAGAAGUCACAACCCACGACCUACGCGGUGGCAGAUUGCGGGUGGAAGCGGCCUGCUUCCUCCAGAAGUUUACCACGCAGUAAUGCCGAGCACAAGAAUUCUUGGAUACAACAUUCCACGCUGUCAAAGGAAGUCAUGGCUACCGUCAGUCAUGUCAUCCGGUCAGAGUACGACCCAGCAGACCGCGAAAGGCUCGAGCGCGAAACAGGCCAAGUACUCGAUGGCGACAGCUUGACAGACCCGUGGCAGACAGAAUCAUCUUUCUCUGCCCAACGUCGCCUUCGUGCGGCGCCAUCCUUUGUCCCAGCUACGAUACCCUAUGACGAGUGGGGACAAAAUCAUUCGUCGCAGUCUGCAGAUAGACUAUCUGUGACGACGAUCGGCACAUCUACGGAUACUACCACAAAUUGGUAUAGAUCUCUCGUUAGGACUAAAACAUCAACCCCACCCAAAUCGUUGACACCCUUGCCGCCACGUCCCUGUAUAGCUCCACCACCAGAGGACGUAUCAGUAUCAGUACGAAAGAAAACGUUGCGAGAAGGUAUCAACAAAAACAACUGGUUCAUCGCCCAAGCAUUGCGCUCUGAGCCUGACAUGAAUGUGCCUUCUCCCCCACCGUCAUUGGCGGACAUUCUCACUCGUGACCCUCCACCUUUACCCUCUCAGGGACGGUACAAGCCACCUGUGUGGCUGCAUAUCGGUCCGACGAAUAAAGGAUUUGCGAUGUUACAACGCAGUGGUUGGAGUGAAGGCGAGGGUCUUGGUGCUCACGCAGCAAGACGGACCGAAGCCGUAAAACUCGGCAAGGAGGAUGUAAAAGAUGCGCCGUCUCUGUCGGCGUGCCAUGAUAACGUGGGUCUCGCCAAGGGAAAGGAUCCGAGUGUGGUUGCACCCGAAUGUGCAGCAACCAAUGUCAUUGAUCUUACUCAUUCGGAUUCUGAAUCGGAAGAAGAACCGGACGAAGACCCCGAGACAUUGGAAGCUACUACCAUGCACGAACGAGCGUCCACUCAAUCACUUGAUGAAGCUUCUGCGCCUCAUUCGCAGAAGUCCUUGCUCACUCCCAUCCCAACGGUGCUCAAGGUAGACAGACUUGGAAUUGGCCUGAAGGCAAAAACCGAGGGACCCUACAAACGGUCGAAGAAACGCGUCACACAUAACGCGGCCGCACUGGCUGCACAUAUUCAGGGCAUCUAAAGAGAUGCAGAGGAAGAAGGCAGAAGUCGGCAGAGGGAGCAAGGGCUUUGCCAGAUUACAUAGACGGGAAGAAGAGAGACGAAAGUCGAUGUUAGCAUACCUCAACGAAUAAGACAACCCAUUUGCAGCAUCAAUCACUUAUUAUAGUCUUCAUUCCAUUGUGACUUAUGGGGUAUGAGUAGAUACAACGUUGCAAGUAUCGUUUGAUCCAAAUGCUAAUAAAUACCUGCCUCGAUUGUAGUGGGCAUUCUGUUUGUCUGGGCUGAAAAAUAUGCGGCAGUGUAAAAGAGAAGUGAAAAUGAAAAGAUGUAUGGUUGUUGGGUCUUGAUGAUGAUUAGUCCAGCCCGCGACAUCAGGGUAAGAUGGAAUCACCCCAGAUGCUCUUCACGGAUUCACAACGGACGUCACGCACGUACAUACGUAGCCACUGAACCAUCUCCUUGCUUAUCUGAUGGCAAC
Pisolithus orientalis is the source of this 1716-nucleotide messenger RNA. RefSeq lists its product as uncharacterized. The record is from RefSeq and is a predicted model, not a curated record. The coding region runs from base 1 to 1257 and encodes 418 amino acids. The transcript has 2 exons. Gene Ontology annotation, molecular function: nucleic acid binding. NCBI's taxonomy places the organism in Eukaryota, Fungi, Basidiomycota, Agaricomycetes, Boletales, Pisolithaceae.